AUGUCCACUGGGACAUCAAUCGACGUCACGACCCCCUUCUGCGCUUUGAUUCAGGGCGCCGCGCGCGGCCAAGGCCUGGAGCUCGCGCGUCAGCUCAUCGAGCGCGAUUCCGAGGUCUUUGGUGGUCGUGCCGCGGGCGGAGUCGUCGUCGCGACGUGUAGGGACCCGGCGAACGCGAGCGAGCUCAACGCGCUCGCGGCGAAGCACCGAGGACGAGUGCGCGUGGUGAGAGUGGACGCGGCGGAUGAGGCGUCUAUGAAGGCGGCGGCGGAGAUCGUGGAGAAGGAAAUUGGACGGUUGGAUUUCAUGGCUAACGUCAGCGCGGUGUUGACGGAGGGGAAGAUGCGACCGGAGACAUCCAUCAACCGCACGGAGGCGGAGCACAUGUUGAGAGCGUACACUGUGAACGCCGUGGGACCGACGAUGAUGAUGAAGCACUUCUCACCCAUCAUGCUCAAGACGGCGGAGAUAAACUCGAAGGAGGGUGGGAACGGCGGCGUGCCAGUGAUUGCGAACUGGUCGGCGCGCGUGAGCAGUAUUGGCGACAACGCGUUGGGCGGAUGGCACUCGUACCGCGGUUCCAAGACGGCUCUGAACCAACUCACGAGGAAUUGCUCGAUCGAGUUCUCUCGUAAGAAGCAUCCAAUUAUUGCGAUGUGCGUGCACCCUGGCACUGUCGACACCAAGUUGUCCGAGCCCUUCAAGAAGAACGUGCCCGCGGACAAGCUGUUCACGCCCGAGUACUCGGUGCAGCGGUUGCUUGAAGUCAUCGGGGGCGCCACGCUCGAACAAUCCGGUAACCUGUACGAUUACGCCGGCGCGAAGAUCGAUUGGUAA
Ostreococcus tauri is the source of this 837-nucleotide messenger RNA. Its product is annotated as Short-chain dehydrogenase/reductase SDR. The coding region runs from base 1 to 837 and encodes 278 amino acids. The transcript has a single exon. Lineage: Eukaryota; Viridiplantae; Chlorophyta; Mamiellophyceae; Mamiellales; Bathycoccaceae. The record is from RefSeq and is a predicted model, not a curated record.